AGCUCGAGAGAGUCUCUCGGGAGGCUGGAUUAGCCACAAGUUGUGGUGAACCAGGGUAAAAUUCGGUGUGCCUCUUAGUCUUCUCUUUACUUCUCUUUUAAAUUUUUAAUUUUUCGAUUUCUCCGAUCAAACGCUAUUCACCCCCCCUCUAGCGUUGGUCUUUUAUUCUAACAAGAAGAAGAGGUAAAUCGCGAGGAAGAGAAUCAACACUCAGAGGAGGAAGAGGAACAUGAAAUGGCGGCUAAUCCUAGACGAACGAUCCUUCAAGCCUUGAGCCCAGCGUACGUAGAGGAAGAUCCCAUAGGUCUCCCCGCUAGUCAAGCCCAUUCAUUUGAAAUCAAACCAGCAAUGAUCCAAAUGGUCUCGAAUAACCAAUAUGGAGGCUCAAAGGCUGAAGAUCCAAGAGCGCAUAUGCUGUGGUUUUCUAGGACCUGCCAAACGUUCCAGUCCAACGGCUUAUCCAUGGAUCGUGUUAAACUGUCGCUCUCUCCCUUUUCCCUUCGGGAUCGGGCAGCUAGAUGGUUAAAUACAUUCCCUAAUGGCCACUUCAAGACCUGGGAGGCGUUGCACCAGGCAUUCAUGCACGAAUAUUUUCCACCAUCUGCUAUGGUGAAAAUAAAGAACUCCAUCCAAAACUUCCGUCAAGCACCUAUGGAAUCGAUGUGCGAAGCAUGGGAAAGAUUCAAGGAAUUGAAGGUUAAAUGCCCACCUGCUCUAAUUGAUUCCGAUAGUUUGAUGUUCUACUUUUACCAAGGCUUAACGGUACCAUCUAAGAAGGAAUUGGACCACUCUUCUAAACUUGGUUCUUUUCUGGAGAUGACACCUGAGGAGAAUGUGGAGUUAGUAGAUAGACUUACGUCGAAUGCUAAAUAUCGGUAUGAAGACCGAGCUCCUCCUCCUAAAGCUGGCAUGUAUGAAGUAGACCAAUUCACAGCCCUCAAGGCUAGUACGGAGAGCAUCGUGAAACAAACUAUCAAGGAACACCUAGGAGCUUCCCAUCCACGUCCUAACUUGUAUACUGAACUGGUGAAUCAAGCUGAAAUCUAUGGUUCUGGUAGUCACCACCAGUCCGAUCUUGUCUUGUCUUGUGAGCAUUGCUCUCAAAAUCAUCUUUCCUCUGCUUGUCCCUUGAUGGGUAGGUGACCGUUGACUUCAAAACAGAAGAAAAAUUGGCUUACCAGCGAUGGUUGAGUCUAAACAUCGAUGGGAAGCCAAUAUCCUGCAGAUCCCAAAUCCUUUCAAUCCCAUAAAUCAAGCCAAUCACCCCUUUAAUGCAUUGGUCCGUUGGAGCCUUCUUUGGCACUAUAAAAAGGGGUGUUUGGG
Messenger RNA from Cuscuta campestris, 1323 nucleotides. The record is from the annotation of a GenBank genome assembly. Lineage: Eukaryota; Viridiplantae; Streptophyta; Magnoliopsida; Solanales; Convolvulaceae.